CCUGCCAACCUCCUCCCCCACCAUGUCGCACACCGACGAGGAGAAACCCUUUGACGGCAGCUCCGCUGCUGCCUCUCAGGAGGUCUUCGAGCGUCCCAAGGGAUGGCGCGGCUUCUACUCCCAUCCCACCACCCAGGUCUCCCUCCUGGGCUUCGUAUGCUUCAUGUGUCCCGGCAUGUACAACGCCCUCACCGGUCUCGGUGGUGGUGGUCAGGUUGACCCCCAGGUCAACGCCAACGCGACUGCCGCUCUCUACUCCACAUUUGCCUUCUUCGCGUUCUUCUCCGGAACCGUCAACAACAAGCUCGGCGCUAGGCUCACUCUCAUGCUCGGUACCUGGGGCUACACGCUCUACGUCGGCGCUUACCUCGCGUACAACAUCCACCCUAACGCUGGCGGCUUCGUCAUCGCUGCAGGCGCCAUCCUUGGUGUCUGCGCAUCCCUGCUCUGGACCGCGCAAGGCUCGCUCAUGAUGGGCUAUCCGACCGAGUCCCAGAAGGGAAUGUACAUCUCCAUCUUCUGGGCCAUCUUCAACCUCGGCGGCGUCGUCGGCUCCGCCGUCGCGUUCGGCUCCAACUUCGAGUCUGAGGCCAACGGCGUCGGCAACGGCACGUACAUAGGAUUCCUCAUUCUCACCCUCAUCGGCGUCGUCCUCCCGCUCGCGAUGGUUGACCCUGACAAGAUGAUCCGCACGGACGGCACGCGGGUGCUGAGAGUCAGCCACCCAUCGUGGACGGUCGAGUUCAAGAGUCUCUUCGUCGCGCUCUUCAGCGACCCCUGGAUUCUCCUCCUCUUCCCCAUGUUCUUCGCGUCGAACUACUUCUACACCUGGCAGUUCAACGAUUACAACGGCGCGCUGUUCAACAUCCGCGCCCGCGGUCUGAACAACUUCGUCUACUGGACGUCGCAGAUCUUCGGCUCGUGGAUGAUCGGCUACAUCGUGCUCGACUCGCAGCGGUUGCGCCGGCGCACGCGUGCCAUCAUCGGCUGGGGGAUCGUGUUCGCGCUCGUGUUCGUCGUGCACGGCUGGGCGUACACCUACCAGCGCACGUACACGCGCGCCCAAGAGGCGGAGGUGGGCGCGCCCAAGAUGGACAUCUACGACAAGGAGUACCCCGCGCACGUGUGGCUCAUGAUCUUCUACGGUCUCCUCGACUCGAUGUGGCAGACCAAUGUGUACUGGCUUAUGGGCGCCAUGUCGAACGACCCGAGCAAGCUCGCUGUGUUCACCGGAUUCUACAAGUCGAUCCAGUCCGCUGGUGCAGCUGGCGCGUGGCGCGCUGACGGUGUCGGUCUCCCGUACAUGAACAUCUUCGCGUCGACCUGGGCGCUCUCCGCGGCGGGCUUGCUCUUCGCGCUGCCCAUGAUCUUCAUGCGCGUCAAGGACCACACCGAGGACGAGGACGAGACCCUCCAGCACGUGCCCCAGGGGCACUAAGCUAACGCGCUCCUUACGCUUAGCGUCUCAGCGCAUAGGCCUUGUGGGCCGGUGCUUGUUUACUUUUGAGUGAGGGGAGGUGGUGCUGGUUAGGUUAGGUUAGGUAGGUAGGGGUGCACGGACGGUUCGGGCGCAUACGAUAUAGUGUGUACUGGACGGUGCACGGAAUAAUUCAGUUUUUCUUCUUCUUGUCUUUUGCUGCUUUUCGUUCGCUUCGCUUCGAUACCUUGGGUGUACUGUUGUAGUACUUUGGGACUUUCAAGCGUCUUCCUGCUCUUGCUCUUUUGUGCUUGUGCGAUGUUGUCAGUGACUUUGAAGAGGCUCGUUUUUACCGAACAUGUUUUGAUGAG
Messenger RNA from Coniophora puteana RWD-64-598 SS2, 1788 nucleotides. Its product is annotated as MFS general substrate transporter. Bases 23 to 1438 code for a protein of 471 amino acids. Gene Ontology annotation, molecular function: transmembrane transporter activity. The record is from RefSeq and is a predicted model, not a curated record. Gene Ontology annotation, biological process: transmembrane transport. Lineage: Eukaryota; Fungi; Basidiomycota; Agaricomycetes; Boletales; Coniophoraceae. The transcript is spliced from 5 exons.